UGAUGGCAGGCGCAGAAUUGGAUUAACAGAGUCGGAUCAUACAAUAUUUCAUCUUAAUGACGAGGCAAGAUCUUCUGAUGGAAAUAAAACAAGUAUUUGACAUGGUUAUUACCCUGGAAGGCCCACUGGGAUCUCGGUGUCUGCUGCUCUCGCUUCUGCUGCUCGUAGCCUGGGAGGAGGGCAGCUGCCAGGUUCAGUACUCGGUCCCGGAGGAGGCUAAACAUGGCACCUUCGUGGGCCGCAUCGCCCAGGACCUGGGGCUGGAGCUGGCGGAGCUGGUGCCGCGCCUUUUCCGAGUGGAGUCCAAAGGCCGCGGGGAUCUUCUCGAGGUAAAUCUGCAGAAUGGCAUUUUUGUGAAUUCUCGGAUCGACCGCGAGGAAUUGUGUGGGCGAAACGCGGAGUGCAGCAUCCACCUGGAGGUGAUCGUGGACAGGCCGCUGCAGGUUUUCCAUGUGGAAGUGGUGGUGAAGGACAUUAAUGACAACCCGCCUGUGUUUCGUUUAAAGGAACAAAGAGUGCUGAUUUACGAAUCAAGGCUGCCAGAUUCUCUGUUUCCACUAGAGGGCGCGUCAGAUGCGGAUGUUGGCUCAAAUUCUCUUUUAACCUAUAGACUCAGUUCCAGCGAAUACUUCUCCCUAGAUGUGAAAACCAACAGUGAUGACAAUACACAAAUUGGGCUCGUAUUAAAGAAAUCCUUGGACAGAGAGGAAGCUCCCGAACAUAACUUAUUUCUGACAGCCACUGACGGAGGCAAACCUGAACUCACAGGCACUGUUCAGCUGCUGGUCACUGUGCUGGACGUGAAUGACAAUGCUCCCGAUUUCGAACAGACUGAAUAUGAAGUAAGAAUAUUCGAAAACUCGGGUAACGGAACAAUAGUAAUCAGACUUAAUGCUUCUGAUCGGGAUGAAGGAAUGAAUGGGGAGAUUUCAUACUCUUUUAAUAGUCUGGUUCCAACCAUGGUUAGCGACCAGUUUAAAAUAGAUCCAAAUACUGGAGAAAUAGUAAUUAGAGGGAAUUUAGAUUUUGAAAAAGUAAAUUUAUACAAAAUUCGUAUUGACGCGACGGACAAAGGCCACCCACCCAUGGCUGGCCAUUGCACCGUUUUAUUGAAGGUUUUGGAUGAAAAUGAUAAUGUCCCUCAGAUUGCAUUGACUUCUUUAUCCUUACCUGUCCGAGAGGACGCUCAAAUAGGUACUGUGAUUGCCCUCAUUAGCGUGUCAGAUCUCGACUCCGGUGCCAACGGCCAGGUGACCUGCUUUCUGACGCCCCAUGUCCCCUUCAAGCUGGUGUCCACCUUCAAGAAUUACUAUUCGCUGGUGCUGGACAGCGCCCUGGACCGCGAGAGCGUGUCGGACUAUGCUCUAGUAGUGACAGCACGGGACGGGGGCUCGCCUUCGCUGUCGGCCACGGCCAGCGUGUCCGUGGAAGUGGCCGACGUGAACGACAACGCGCCGGCAUUCGCGCAGGCCGAGUACACGGUGUUCGUGAAGGAGAACAACCUCCCGGCGCACAUCUUCACGGUGUCCGCGCGGGACGCGGACGCGCAGGAGAACGCGCUGGUGUCCAACUCGCUGGUGGAGCGGCGGGUGGGCGAGCGUGCGCUGUCGAGCUACGUGUCGGUGCACGCGGAGAGCGGCAAGGUGUACGCGCUGCAGCCGCUGGACCACGAGGAGCUGGAGCUGCUGCAGUUCCAAGUGAGCGCGCGCGACGCGGGCGUGCCCCCUGGCAGCAACGUGACGCUGAAGGUGUUCGUGCUGGACGAGAACGACAACGCGCCCGCGCUGCUGCCGCUGCCUGGGGCGGGCGGCGCGGGCGGCGCCGUGAGCGAGCUGGUGUGGCGGUCGGUGGGCGCGGGCCACGUGGUGGCGAAGGUGCGCGCGGUGGACGCGGACUCGGGCUACAACGCGUGGCUGUCGUACGAGCUGCAGCCGGCGGCGGGUGGCGCGCGCAGCACGUUCCGCGUGGCGCUGUACACGGGCGAGAUCAGCACGACGCGCAGCCUGGACGAGGCGGACUCGCCGCGCCAGCGCCUGCUGGUGCUGGUGAGGGACCACGGCGAGCCGGCGCUGACGGCCACGGCCACCGUGCUGCUGUCGCUGGUGGAGAGCGGCCAGGCGCCCAAGGCCUCGUCGCGGGUGUUGGCGGGCGCCGCUGGCGCGGAGACGGCGCUGGUGGAUGUCAACGUGUACCUGAUCAUCGCCAUCUGCGCGGUGUCCAGCCUGCUGGUGCUCACGCUGCUGCUGUACGUGGCGCUGCGGUGCUCGGCGCCGCCCAGCGAGGGCGCGUGCGGGCCGGCGGGGAAGCCCACGCUGGUGUGUUCCAGCGCGGUGGGGAGCUGGUCGUACUCGCAGCAGAGGCGGCAGAGGUGUGCUCUGGGGAGGGUCCGCCCAAGACCGACCUCAUGGCUUUUAGCCCUGGCCAUCCACCCUGUCCAUUAGUGGGUGAUACGAGCCAACAUCAGGAUUUAUAUGAUGAUCAUGGU
This is a messenger RNA of Lynx canadensis (Canada lynx), 2485 nucleotides long. Its product is annotated as protocadherin alpha-6-like. NCBI's taxonomy places the organism in Eukaryota, Metazoa, Chordata, Mammalia, Carnivora, Felidae. Gene Ontology annotation, molecular function: calcium ion binding. The record is from RefSeq and is a predicted model, not a curated record. Gene Ontology annotation, cellular component: plasma membrane. Gene Ontology annotation, biological process: homophilic cell-cell adhesion.